Molecule: messenger RNA, 1503 nt
Organism: Rhipicephalus microplus (southern cattle tick)
Lineage: Eukaryota; Metazoa; Arthropoda; Arachnida; Ixodida; Ixodidae
Gene: Rlb1
Product: Rlb1
Biological process (GO): maturation of SSU-rRNA
Cellular component (GO): 90S preribosome; nucleus
Source: RefSeq, a predicted model, not a curated record
CACACUCCCAGGCUGCGCUGAGGGAAAGCUUGCUCUCAAGAAGUGUAAGAAAACAGCGUGGUAUGGUUCCAGUGAACAUCGUGAUGUACCGUUCUUCGUUUCGCUAGCUAACGUUUUCACUGAUUCGGAGUCUUCCGCGAAUGCACGUUAAAUAUCAAGAUGGAGAAAAUUGCUGUCAAUAACCUGGUCGUGGUGCUGCGCGGGCUGCUCAAGACGGAGAGAGUCUUCCUGAUUAAGAAAAUGACAUCACAGAUAAGGAAGCUCCAAGAUUCUAAAGGCCCGGACGCCGAAAAAAGAAUUCAGAAGGCUGCACGUUGGAAAGACCAAGUAAAUUAUCUUAAGAAAGUUGAUCUGAUCACCGUUGCACGCCAAGCAUUAGCUGCUGAAGAGCCAUGGAAGAAUGUUCUUGUUCGGUCUGAUGCCACUCCAGAGCAACGUGCUUUGGCACGUCUGGCAGAUCGCCCGAAAGUGCAGAAGGUCAUUGAGGAGUUCAGGAGUGCUAAUGCUGAUUGGAAAGAUUGGCUGCCAAAAGUCUAUGAUGCCUGGGAGAAACGCAAGCAAAAGCGUUUCGAUGUUUCUGGUGAAUUGGAAACACAACCGGUGAAUCAAGCUGAAGAAAAGUGUGAGAACAGAAUUUUGCCUGAAGGCUGUAAAAAUACUGUCAAAAUGCCGAUAAAGAGCAAAUCGGUGUUCAAAGGCGCCAAGGUUAUCUCUUCAGGUGCCUCAAAGGCUGAGGUUAAAAAGACAGUCUUGCAAAAAGCUGGUGAGGAGACAGCCAAAGAAACAUCCAUCACGCAAUCUUCACGUGAUCCAGUUCAGAGUCCUGACAGAGUUCAGAAGCUUUUCAUGAAGAUGGCAGCAGAUGAGGAGCCUGACGAAGAAUCGCCACCAAGGAAGUUUGCAGCUGGUGACCCAUUCUUCUGGCCAGCCGAAAAAACUGGCAGUGACGAUGAAGAAAGCAAUACACAAAGUUCACCCUUCAAUUCCAGCAAGAAGCAAAGGUUCCCUCCUCCUCGGAGAAACUUCGGAGAGAUUGCUGGUAAACGCCAGCACAGAACAGGAUUCAGUCGUCCUUCUGCCAAAAGUGGGCCUCCACAGGCCUUCAGAAAAGCCCCUCCGUCAGCUAGCAACCAGCCCAGCUCAGACCUGCAUCCAUCCUGGGCAGCCAAGCGACAAGCCCAGAAGGCAGUGGUACCAUUUCAAGGGAAGAAAAUCACCUUUAGCUGAAACUAAAAUUAAAUUCAUUUUUGCAACAAGAAGCGAUACCCAGGCUUUCUAGCCCUUCGCGGCAACUAAAAUUAAAUUAAUGUUUGCAACAAGAAGCGAUACCCAGGCUUUCUAGCUCUUCGCGGCAUGCAAAGCUAUGUCACACUCAUUCAAGUUGUUCAUACGGGCCCAGUGUUUAGUACAUGGCGACCACAUGCAGCACAAAUUUAUCUUCAAGGUGUGACUACACAUCACAUGGCCGAAUCGUCUGUGCUGAAAAUAAAAGUGACAAUUUUU